This is a messenger RNA of Mandrillus leucophaeus (drill), 4596 nucleotides long. RefSeq names its product microtubule-associated protein 7 (gene MAP7). The transcript is spliced from 18 exons. Gene Ontology annotation, biological process: microtubule cytoskeleton organization. NCBI's taxonomy places the organism in Eukaryota, Metazoa, Chordata, Mammalia, Primates, Cercopithecidae. The record is from RefSeq and is a predicted model, not a curated record. Gene Ontology annotation, cellular component: microtubule cytoskeleton. Bases 646 to 3111 code for a protein of 821 amino acids.
CUUUGCUGGUGAGUUCCCAGAACCCAGCAUCCUGCAAGCUGCCGCUUCUCAGCUGGGGAUGUGGAGCUGCUCUCCGCCCUCCUUGAUUAGGAUAUGUCAGGGUUGUCAGGGCAACUGUUAACGGCAGCGUAUCAUAUUUUCCCCUGUCUGCUGUGGGCUGAAUAUUUUACUGUGCGGUAGCAGGAAGAAGACUGGGAAAAGGUGCUGCAGCAGGAAGAAGCUGAUUGAACAGGUUAGGCAGUGGUGGGAGGCAUCAGACCCUGCGUGUCUUUAGUAGGGCUUUUCUGGAAAGUGUGUGUGUGUGUGUGUGUGUGUGUGUGUGUGUGUGUGCGCGCGCGCGCGCGCGCAUGCAUGCGCCCGAGCAAUCACCAGCGCAUGUGCCUGUCGGGGAGUCAGUGGGAGGGGGCUGGUAGGGGAGGUGGGGAAGCUGCUGCUAGGUGAGGGGAACUGCAGGGGCUCAGUUGCCAAGUGGCUGGUACUAUCUGUCAGCUGUUUGCAAACUGUUUACCCAUAGGGGAUCUAUUACAAGUGCUCAAAUGAACAGGCAGCUUAGGAACUAGCAGCUUCCUGGGAGCUGCAAUUACAUAAGCAUAUAUUUUUAAUAUAAUAAUAAUUUAAAAAAAAAAAAAAACAAGUAGCAGCGGUAUGCCUGGAUCAGCUACAGCUCUCCGACACGAGAGACUGAAGAAGAUCAAUGCAAGGCCAAUUCCCCUUGGUUUAUUCACCAUUAAUGAGGAAGACGAACAGCAAAAGAAUGGAAAUUCCAGAAGAGCAAAAGCACCCGACAGCUAUAAAGUGCAAGAUAAGAAAAAUGCCUCCAACCGCCCUGCCUCUGCAAUUUCAGGACAAAAUAACAACCACUCAGGAAAUAAACCAGACCCUCCGCCUGUGUUACGUGUUGAUGACCGGCAGCGGCUGGCCCGGGAGCGACGUGAGGAAAGGGAGAAACAGCUAGCUGCAAGAGAAAUAGUGUGGUUAGAAAGAGAAGAGCGAGCCAGGCAGCACUACGAGAAGCACCUGGAAGAGCGGAAGAAGAAGUUGGAGGAGCAGAGGCAGAAGGAGGAGCGGAGGAGGGCUGCGGUGGAGGAGAAGCGGAGGCAGAGACUUGAGGAGGACAAAGAACGCCAUGAAGCUGUUGUACGGCGCACAAUGGAAAGGAGCCAGAAGCCAAAACAGAAGCAUAACCGUUGGUCAUGGGGAGGCUCUCUCCAUGGGAGCCCGAGCAUCCACAGUGCAGAUCCAGACAGGCGGUCAGUUUCCACCAUGAAUCUUUCGAAACAUGUUGAUCCCGUCAUUAGCAAGCGGCUCUCCUCCUCAUCUGCAACUUUACUAAAUUCUCCAGAUAGAGCUCGCCGCCUGCAGCUCAGCCCAUGGGAGAGCAGCGUUGUUAACAGACUCCUGAUGCCCACACAUUCGUUCCUGGCCAGAAGUAAAAGCACAGCUGCCUUAUCUGGAGAAGCAGCAUCUUGCAGCCCCAUCAUCAUGCCCUACAAAGCUGCACACUCUAGAAAUUCGAUGGAUCGACCAAAACUCUUUGUAACACCACCUGAGGGCUCUUCUCGCAGGAGGACCAUUCAUGGCAUAGCGGGCUAUAAAAAAGAGAGAGAGAGAGAAAAUGUACCCUUCCUCACAUCUGGCACCCGAAGGGCUAUAUCUCCAUCUAAUCCCAAAGCAAGACCGCCAGCUCCCUCCCGACUUUGGCUUCCGUCCAAGUCUCUUCCUCAUUUGCCUGGCACACCCAGACCGACAUCCUCCUUGCCACCCGGCUCAGUCAAAGCUGCUCCUGCUCAGGUCCGGCCCCCAUCCCCCGGCAACAUCCGCCCUGUCAAGAGGGAAGUCAGAGUGGAGCCUGAGAAAAAAGACCCUGAGAAGGAACCUCAGAAAGUUGCCAAUGAGCCCUCACUAAAGGGAAGAGCACCUUUAGUGAAGGUAGAAGAAGCCACAGUUGAAGAGGGGAAACCUGCUGAACCAGAAGCUGGCCCUGCUGCUCCAGCCACGGCCCCAGUUCCAGUCACGGCCCCAGCUCCAGCCUCAGCCCCAGCUCCAGCCCCGGUCCCCACCCCAGCCAUGGUCUCAGCCCCAUCAUCCACUGUGAUUGCCAGUGCUUCUCCUAAGACUUCUGCAGGUACCACCAACCCAGAGGAGGCCACAAGGCUGCUAGCUGAGAAGAGGCGGCUGGCCCGAGAGCAGAGAGAAAAGGAAGAAAGGGAGAGGAAGGAGCAAGAAGAACUUGAAAGACAAAAGAGAGAGGAAUUGGCUCAACGGGUGGCUGAAGAGAGGACUCGCCGUGAGGAGGAGUCGCGCCGGCUGGAAGCCGAGCAGGCCCGGGAGAAGGAGGAGCAGCUGCGGCGGCAGACGGAGGAGCGGGCGGCCCCGCCCCUCCCCGUCCCUAUCCCGCAGGGAGACGCCCCAGCGGGCAGAGGAGGGUGCGGACUAGACUGCCAGUGCUCCCGCUUCCGCACUUCCUCCAUCCGCCACCUCGCCCCCACCUCCGGGCGCCCCCUGGGAGAUCUGGGCAGCCCGUCUCUUUGUCAGAGGCAGACGCCGACCUUCUGUUUUCAGAAAGAAGAAGAAGCUCGCGUUCGUGAAGAAGCAGAGAGAGCCCGGCAAGAACGAGAGAAGCAUUUCCAGAGAGAAGAGCUGGAGCGCUUGGAGAGAAAGAAGCGACUUGAGGAGAUUAUGAAAAGAACCAGGAGGACAGAAGCUACAGAUAAGAAAACCAGUGAUCAGAGAAAUGGCGAUAUAGCCAAGGGAACUCUCACCGGAGGAACAGAGGUAUCUGCACUUCCAUAUACGACAAACGCUCCGGGAAAUGGAGAGCCGGUAGGCAGCCCACAUGUGGUUACCUCACACCAAUCAAAAGUGACAGUGGAGAGCACUCCCGAUUUGGAAAAACAACCAAAUGAAAAUGGAGUAUCUGUUCAGAAUGAAAAUUUUGAAGAAAUUAUAAACUUACCCAUUGGAUCUAAACCAUCCAAAUUAGAUGUCACCAAUAGUGAGAGCCCAGAAAUUCCUUUGAAUCCAAUUUUGGCCUUUGAUGAUGAAGGGACACUUGGGCCCCUGCCUCAGGUAGAUGGUGUUCAGACACAACAGACUGCAGAAGUUAUAUGAGUAUUUCUUCUGAAGAACCAAAGCUGAAAUUUAAUGAGAAUUUCUACAAUUAAUGGAAUUCCUUUCAUGCUAUAAAGGAGCAUCCCCUCUGCCAGUUUUCUAAAGAGUUCUUGACCAUCAUUUUGAAAAGAUUUAUUAAAACUAGCUAAAGACAACAGACUGGAUAGCUUUUCUAAUCAUUUUCAUCAAUAGGAAAAAAGAAAUACGUCUCAUUCUUCAAUACUUUAAAAUGGCUUUUUCCAGUGUGCUCCUUCUUAGCAAUCAAUAUUUUUCUGCAUUCUUUAAAAGACAAGAGAAUUUGGUUAUAAAAGAAAUGGGCUGACUAGGCAUGUUUUUUUGGUCUUAAAAGCUUAACAUGUAAAAUUGGCAAAAAAAUUUUUACCUUUUAUAAUACUUGAAAAAUAAGUACCUCUUUGCUCUACAAGUAGAAUGAAUAGGGGAAGAGUUUAAACCUGUUUGUUAAAAUAUUGCAAAGAGCUCUAUUUGUAGAAGCAAAUUAUAGGCAGAUUACCAGGUUCUUAUAAAUACAACUUGUACAUGGACAUUCUGCAAACCCAGCUGUCACGUUUUUCUUGCAACUCCUUUUGCAAAAGCAGACUAAAAUGUUUUAAAAUGUGAAAAAACAUUAUUUUUUCAAAGCAAGAAAAUAAUUUACUACCCUCUUACAUAAUGUAUUUAUGAAGUUUUUCCAGAUAAACUAAUCAAAUAAAUUAGAACAAUGUGACAACAUUACAAAUUUAAUUUGUUAGCUGCAUUCCUUCUGAUGUUACCACGAGAGAAUGUUACUGAUGAUUCAGGGCUAUUUCUGAAGUCUGUGUGUUGCUGCUGUCCCCAGUGAUGGUGGACUUCUCUUUGCCUUACCUGAUCACAAAUUAUGUUUGGGAAAAUAAAGAUUUAAUAUUUCUUUCAAUAGAAAAAGAAUUUGGUUUUGCUCGUUUAAGAGCAAUGAGAAAAUGAUGGAAUGUUGACUGUGUUUGGCACACAGGACACGGACCUUCAUGGAAGUCCAUGCUCUGCGUGGCAUCUGUCAGCUUUUCACCUUUCAUUCGUCUUCUUCACUUUUGCUGCUGAGCCUAGCUGUACAAACUUGCACUUUCAUUUGCUAAUAUAAAUUCAAUUUUAUUUUACCAUUUUAGAGACUACUAAUGAUUAAAUGUAGGAGAGGGUGCACAUGUUUUUACGUGGAGUGUUAAAAAAGAUAAAUUUAUACCACGGUAACGUGCAGCUUUUAUGAAGAGAGAAAUUGGUUAAACUGCUAGGUUGAAUGAGAGACUUCAUCUAUUGGACUAUUUGUUUUAAUCCAGGCAUAUGGUCUUUAGUAACAGCUUGUAAUUUGUUAAAACAUUAAUUUGGGGGUUUUCCCUAUUUUCAGUUGUCCAUGUACACAGUCAUUAUAUUAAAAAAGAAAUCUGUUCAACAAAGUUGUUUAAUUUGUUUAAAUCAACAUAGCAUGAAACACCAAAUAAAAUGUUUGACAUAGUUUUA